Cuscuta europaea is the source of this 1883-nucleotide messenger RNA. Lineage: Eukaryota; Viridiplantae; Streptophyta; Magnoliopsida; Solanales; Convolvulaceae. The record is from the annotation of a GenBank genome assembly.
CAAAGAGCUGGUAUCCACUGAGGCCAGCAUGACCCGAAGGUUUGUGAAUGGGCUGAACUUUGGCGCCCAAAAGUUCGUAACCGUGGCAGAGCCGCGGAACAUGAAUGAGGCGUACCGGAAGGCCGGGAAGUACUACAUGGUACAUCAGAAGGAGAGGGAGGCGCAUAAGAGAGACCGGAAGAUUGCCGAGGUAGAACAGCAGCACAAGAAGGCCCGAACUGACCGCCCAAAGCCAAGACAAAACAACCAAAACGGUAGAACCUUCCAAGGCCAGGGUCAGGGAAGGAAUCAGCCCGCUCAGGUACGGCACUACAAAUGCAAAAUGUGCCCAAAUAACCAUCCCGGGAAGGAUUGUGCGGGAAAUGUGGUGAGAUGUUACAACUGUAAUCUCAUGGGACACCGAGCAUAUGAGUGCCGGAAACCUCCGGGCCAGGGUCAAAACCAAGGGAACAACCAAACUGGGGGCGGGAAUAAUCACGCUAACAUCAACCGUGGUAAUCCCGGUAAUCGCCCAGAGGAGGCUAACCGAAACCAAGGCCCGGGAGGGCAAAACAACACUCAAGGCCGCAUCUACGUCAUGAACCAGGCGCAAGCAAAUGCACACGAUGUGGUGACAGGUACCUUUCUUGUAAACUCCAAACCUGCUUAUGUGCUGUUUGAUUCAGGUGCGUCCCACAGCUUCAUAGCAUCAAAAUUCGUGGAAAGGACAAAGCUAGAACCUACCACUAAGCUUAGUCUUAACGUAAAAACGGCCUCCAACCAAGUGGUGGCAUGUGGGAGUGUUUUCUCUAACGUUCCCAUAGUCAUAUCCGAUACCGAACUACCGGGAGAUCUAAUCCAAUUUGACCUGGAGGAUAUUGACGUGGUGUUGGGUAUGGACUGGCUAGGGAAAUAUAAAGCCAAAAUCCUAUGCGACGAGCAGAAAGUGGUCUUGAGAGGACCCAAUAAAAAACGUGUAUCCUACAAAGCAGUUACAUCUAAACCGGGAGUGAAGCUAGCCACAAUGCAACAAGUCAAACGAUAUGCCCGAAAGGGGUAUGAAGUUUACUUGUGCAGGAUCAAAGACUUGAACUCCGAGGACCCGACCAUUGACCAAAUCCCAGUGGUCAAUGAGUUUCCGGAUGUAUUCCCAGAAGAGAUUCCAGGGAUGCCACCGGAGAGGGAAGUCGAGUUUUCAAUCGACCUUCUACCGGGCACCGCACCCAUCUCAAAGGCACCAUACCGAAUGGCACCGAAGGAGAUGCAAGAACUGAAAGAACAACUUGAAGAAUUAUUGGAGAAAGGCUACAUCAAACCGAGUAUCUCACCUUGGGGUGCUCCGGUCUUGUUUGUGAAGAAGAAGGAUGGGAGUCUGAGACUCUGCAUUGACUAUAGGGAGCAGAACAAAGCGACCAUCAAGAACAAAUACAUGCUGCCUCGCAUUGAUGACCUCUUUGAUCAACUGAGGGGAGUUAGCACGUUUUCCAAGGUUGAUUUAAGAUCCGGGUACCAUCAAGUGAGGAUUUCUGAGAAAGAUAUCCAGAAGCUCUAAGAAGAAGUCCUCAAACUUUACAUUUAAUGAGUGGAUGAAGAGUGGGAUGUCUAGGCCUGACAGAGCUCAAUUUACUCAGAUGAAGAAGCUUAUGACUCCACUACAACAAGAAAAUCUGUUUAUGGAUAGUGAUGGACUUGUCCAAAUCAACCAUAGUGGAUGAAUACAAGAAGCUGAAAUAUGGUGGCAGAUGAGAGUUCUAUCUGGCAAAAACAUAUCAGAAGCAAUCCGGAACUACUUGGAUUGCAAGCUUGCACCUCACUGGGCAGACUAUCAGAAUCCAAGGGACUUAGCCUCAAUCAGAGCGAAGGUCAAUGCAGAACUUGAGAGGAUUGACAAAGCAGGACCCCAG